Molecule: messenger RNA, 963 nt
Organism: Penicillium paradoxum
Lineage: Eukaryota; Fungi; Ascomycota; Eurotiomycetes; Eurotiales; Aspergillaceae
Gene: abnA
Product: putative extracellular endo-1,5-alpha-L-arabinase
Exons: 4
Coding region: 1-963 (320 amino acids)
Biological process (GO): carbohydrate metabolic process
Molecular function (GO): arabinan endo-1,5-alpha-L-arabinosidase activity
Source: RefSeq, a predicted model, not a curated record
AUGCACAGCGGUAACAUUGUUAGAGCAUUCCUUUUUUCUGCUCUCGCGCAUGGAUAUGCAAGCCCGCGGGGUUGUUCGGGGGCAUGCAAUGUGCAUGACCCGACGUUGAUUCAAAGGUCAUCCGACGAUCGGUAUUUCCGAUUCUCGACUGGCAACAAGAUUUCAUACGCGAGCGCAUCCUCCAUCAAUGGCCCAUGGACUACUAUUGGAUCCAUGCUCCCAAGUGGAUCUUCGAUUGAUCUUCCUGGGAAUGAGGAUCUAUGGGCCCCCGAUGCUCACGUUGUGAAUGGUCUGUACCAUGUCUAUUACUCUGUAUCGACGUUCGGCUCACAGAAUUCGGCUCUUGGGCUCGCCACAUCGGCUACCAUGGAGUCGGGCUCUUGGACUGACCAUGGCAGCACUGGCAUUGCCUCUUCGUCUUCCAAGCCAUACAAUGCUAUCGAUGGCAAUCUCUUCAACAAUGGCGGCACCUACUACAUGAACUUUGUUUCUUUUUGGCAUGAUAUAUAUCAAGCUCCAAUGAACUCGGAUGCCACCAAAGUCUCAUCCGCGUCGUACAAUCUGGCGUAUGAUCCAUCUGGAACACAUGCCAUAGAAGGGGCUUAUAUGUAUCAAUACGGAAGCUAUUACUUCCUCUUUUACUCUGCCGGGAUUUGUUGUGGGUACGAUACGUCUCGCCCCGAGCGCGGAGCAGAAUAUAAAAUUAAGGUCUGCCGUUCGACCUCGGCCACUCACGGAUUUGUCGACAAAACUGGCACCGCUUGUGCCAGUGGAGGCGGGACGAUUGUUCUGGAAAGUCAUGGCACCGUUUACGGUCCAGGUGGACAGGGGGUUUAUACCGAUCCUACUCUUGGCCCAAUACUUUAUUAUCACUAUGUUGAUACGACCGUGGGCUAUGCGGAUGGUGAGAAACUUUUUGGGUGGAAUACGAUCGAUUUCUCAAGUGGAUGGCCGGUGGUCUAA